Molecule: messenger RNA, 1137 nt
Organism: Desarmillaria tabescens
Lineage: Eukaryota; Fungi; Basidiomycota; Agaricomycetes; Agaricales; Physalacriaceae
Exons: 3
Coding region: 1-1137 (378 amino acids)
Source: RefSeq, a predicted model, not a curated record
AUGGCAAAGCCACGGACGAACUUCCUACAAAGGCCCAGUGACAAUCCCUACCUCACCCUCAGUACGAACUUCGGCCUCCCGUACACUUGUCAAGAUCUCUGCACCCGCAUCUUCGAAGCACCCUCCCUCAAACACCUCCUUAAACCUGGCUACGACGGAUUCCUCAUCAAAAGUCUAGGCCGACCCGGUAGCCCCAGUGACCCAUACCUCCCCUCACUUUUAUGGGAACUCUCUCGACACGAAGAUAUCUGUACAAUCUUCCUUGAACAGGUGAACUGGUCCUUUUUCAAUCCCUCGCGACAUGUGUGGCAUGCCUCCAUUACCGCCUUCCGCAACGUCACGUAUCUCGGCUUGAUCGAAGUCUCACUGCUUGGCGAGGAACUAUGCUCCCUUAUCCGUUCAUUCCCACUACAAGGGCUAGAGCUCCAUAAGUGUUCCAUCACUAAUGCCCUGCCAUUACAACCUCUUGCCAUAGAUCCAGAAACGAUUAUGCUUAACCAGCAAGGUCCCGAGAUCGAAAAUCUGAUUAUUACUGUGGGCGAAGAUUCUAGUCUUCUGGAGUUUUUCACCCAACUCUGGUCCCCGUUGUCGUUCCGCGAGCUCGGGGGACUCUCAAUCUCAGGAAAGGGCGGUAGGGAUAGUGCACAAGAGAUUGUCAGAUUGGUCGAAAUCUCAGAUCCUUUUGACUUGAGUAUAAAUUGCGACAAUCUAUAUCUUGGAAACGCACCGCCUAUCCUCACCCUAUGCGAUGUAAGAAAACUCAGCAUCUUUAUUCCGUUCGAUGGAGCGAAGGACUUCCAGCGCACCAGUGACUGCCUCUGGUGGUGGAUAGCCUCUCUUAAAGAGGUUCCACAAGAUAAUGACUUCGCCGAAAUAUCCAUCAAGUUCUUUGUGAAUCGAUACUCGAUCACUUACCUUCCUACGGGAAGGAGUAUGAUUCCGUGGAUCCAUUUCGACGAAGCACUGUCUGACUGGAAAUUCAAGUUGUAUGGCAGGUUUAGUGCCAUUUCUUUGAGGGCUGACGAAAUGGACAUGCCACCCUUCGAUCCCCAGCUUUAUGACGAGUGGAUCCGAUCUUAUGCUCUGGUGAGAUCUUUCACCAGUCACCUCGGUAAUAGUUUUCGACGACGUGCUUAA